This is a messenger RNA of Acanthosepion pharaonis, 1110 nucleotides long. Lineage: Eukaryota; Metazoa; Mollusca; Cephalopoda; Sepiida; Sepiidae. The record is from the annotation of a GenBank genome assembly.
AUGUUGAUUUUUUUUCAUACCAUUUCUUCACAGUUUUUCUUUCUUUUUAAGUAUAUCUGUUUGCAUCUAUCUAUCUAUCUAUCUAUCUAUGAAGCUAAAUAUCUAUCUAUCUCAGUCUAUUUCUUAUCUAUCUAUCUAUCUAUCAAGCUAAAUAUCUAUCUAUCUCAGUUUGUUUCUUAUCUAUCUAUCUAUCUAUCUAUGAAGCUAAAUAUCUAUCUCAUCUGUUUCUUAUCUAUCUAUCUAUCUAUCUAUGAAGCUAAAUAUCUAUCUCAGUCUGUUUCUUAUCUAUCUAUCUAUCUAUCUAUGAAGCUAAAUAUCUAUCUCAUCUGUUUCUUAUCUAUCUAUCUAUCUAUGAAGCUAAAUAUCUAUCUCAGUCUGUUUCUUAUCUAUCUAUCUAUCUAUGAAGCUAAAUAUCUAUCUCAGUCUGUUUCUUAUCUAUCUAUCUAUCUAUCUAUGAAGUAUCUAAAUAUCUAUCUCAUCUGUUUCUUAUCUAUCAUCUAUCUAUCUAUGAAGCUCAAUAAAUAUCUAUCUCAGUCUGUUUAUUAUCUAUCUAUUAUAUCUAUCUAUGAAGCUAAAUAUCUAUCUCAGUUUGUUUCUUAUCUAUCUAUCUAUCUAUCUAUGAAGCUAAAUAUCUAUCUCAGUCUGUUUUUUAUCUAUCUAUCUAUCUAUCUAUCUAUGUCUGUUUCUUAUCUAAAUAUCUAUCUCACUAAAUAUCUAUCUCAGUCUGUUUCUUAUCUAUCUAUCUAUCUAUCUAUGAAGCUAAAUAUCUAUCUCAGUCUGUUUCUUAUCUAUCUAUCUAUCUAUCUGCGUCUGUUCUUAUCUAUGUAUCUAUCUACUAUGUUAUCCAUCCAUUCAUCUAUCUAUCUAUCUAUGAAGCUAAAUAUCGAACUAGCUAUUUAUGUUAAUCUAUCUAUCUAUCUAUCUAUCUAUCUUAGUCUGUUCCUAUCAAUCUAUCUAUCUACCGCAUUUCUCCUCUCUACCUACCUACCUACCUCCACACUUACCUAUCUAUCUAUCUAUCUAUCUAUCUAUCUAUCUGCUUAUCCAUCAUUCCACGAAAGAUACGAUGAUAAUCUAUCCAUCUAUUUUAAACAAGUUGCGGUCUCGUAA